Ruditapes philippinarum (Manila clam) is the source of this 2739-nucleotide messenger RNA. RefSeq lists its product as uncharacterized. Lineage: Eukaryota; Metazoa; Mollusca; Bivalvia; Venerida; Veneridae. The record is from RefSeq and is a predicted model, not a curated record. The coding region runs from base 139 to 879 and encodes 246 amino acids. Gene Ontology annotation, molecular function: protein binding. The transcript has 2 exons.
AAAGUAAAACGAUAAACACACUAAGACCACAAACAUCGCUUCAUAUUUCUGAUUUAAACUGUAUCCAAAUCAAGAUUGUUUAAUGCACAAAAUACUGUGAUAAGAAGGAAGUCGAUUCAGUUGUUUCACGUUGCCAUCAUGAAAACAUAUUUAAUAAUACUAACUGUUAUUAUUGCAUGCUCAUCGGAGCCACACUGCUCUAUAUAUCACUAUGAGGAAAAAUUGCUUGAAAAGAUGAUCAGAACAGAAAUCAUUGUUGAAAACAUAAAGAAACAAAUGGAUGACAUAGCAACUAGAGUUACCGGGGCAUUAGCAAAACUUAACGAAGAUACAGCCACAUGGAAAGGGGAAAUAGAGGCGUUGCAAGAAAACAGUGAGGCAAACCUAAUCACAUUGCAAGAGAAAGCAAAGAGCGAGUUAGACAAAAGCAUGCAAGCAGUGCAAGACCUUAAAGAUAAAGUUGUGUCACCAAAUAUUGCAUUUCAUGCGAAGAACGUGAAAAAUAGAAAUCCCGUGGCUGGUGAUACCAUUGUAUUCACUGAUAUUCUCCUUAAUCUUGGCGAGAGUUACAAUACUGAUACUGGAGUAUUUACUGUUCCACUUGGAGGCAUUUAUCUGUUUACUGUUCAGUUAUGUAUUUAUAAGAGUCAACCAUUUGAUUAUGGAUUAAUUAUUGAUGGUGUUUAUAUAGAUAAAGCAAGAUAUCGACACAACAAUAAUGGAGCUUCCUGCCACAAGUUAACUACAACAAUCUCAGUAAAGUCAGGGAACAAAGUUUGGGUAAAGGUGAUAUAUCGAUCUGGAAGCGGCCAAAUUUUACUUCACAGUGACACAAGCUAUUGGACAUCAUUCUCCGGAGUUCUCAUUCAUACAUAUUGAUUCAGUAUGUUCAAAUUAAAGUAUACAUACAAAGAAGUAUAACAUUUACUUGAUUAUAUUUUAACGUUUGGAUUGUAUUACUCAGAGUGUUUUAAUUGAUUAUAUUUUAUAUUCAUCCUUUUCCAAUAACAGUGCUUGUUUUUUAAAAAUACUUCUAAGUACAUUUUCUAUAUUAUAAUUGCAAUAAUGUGAUAUAUUUUUACAAUAAAAUAAUGAACAAUUUUGACUGCACAAUAAUACAUCAUUCAUAAACAAAUGGAAAUUUUAGCAGACCGAAGUAUAUAAAAUGUGAAAAAAGAUAUUGCAAACACACAAACAUUUUAUCAAUCUUAUGUUUACAUGUAAUUAUAAUCAUAUCAAAUAGUUUUGAUAAGAUAAUUGUAUUUAAAUCAAAGAAAACCUAUUAGUAUUUACCUGUAAGAUCCAAUUGUACAUGUUUUUCACGUGUUAACAUCAGUUAUUAUUCAUAUUUCACUAUGAAGUACCAGUUAUGAUCCUGAACAUCAGUAGUCAUUUAUAUGCCACUCAUGAGGACCAGUUGUUACAUUUUCAAAAAUCAUUAAAAUAUUGUUUCCUGCUCCUCCAUUUUCUACUUUCAUUUUAAUUUGUAAUAAAACGUUAGAAAUAUAUUCCUGGUUCAAUGGUGGAAAUGGGGUAGGAAUAUUUUUGUAUGUAUGGUUUGUUACAGCGUGCGAAAAAAAUAAAUUGGCCGUGUUUAUCUAUCUUAAAGAGAAGAUAAGUAAUAUAAAAUAUCAUUAAUCCUCCAUAGGAAAGUUGAAAAAUGUAAGAAAUAUUUUACUGUCUAGCAUGAACAUUAUUUCCGGAUAUUCAGCUUGAUAACGAAAGUUAAAAUUGUGUUGUCAGCUUAUAAUGAAUUUUGCUGGGCCAGAAUCCCAUAAGACUAUUAUUCGUUCUAUUGAAAUACUAAAGCCUCAAAUGCAUGUUAUAUUUUUCUUUUUCUGGACUUCUUUUUAGAGAUGCUGUCCCGAAUAUCAAAUACUCAAUGUUGGUUUCAAAAUAAAUUAUGAAAGUUCAUUUUGAUACAGAGAUGUUUCAGCAAAAUCACCCACUGACUCACUCACACAAACACGUACGUGCGCCACUGACACUCACUCACUUACUCACUCACUCACUCACUCACUCACUCACUCACUCACUCACUCACUCACUCAAAGGAACAUGCACAUAAUUCAUUUUUUUAAACACAGCUAGUUGUUCUUGCACUUGUUAUAAAAUCUUAAAUGCAUCAACACUUGAUAUUAAAUUUUAGGUUGAAAGGUAUUUGUAUGUUAGAGAUUUAUUUAACCAUAAAAAAUCAGUCUAAUGAUAAUAAUAAAUGCCAGUUUAAUUAUAAAUUAUAAACAUAUGUUGUGAAGUGUUUUUCGACCAUAUACAACCGCGUAUUUACAAAUAUUUAAACGCUAACAUAAUAUAGCACACACACACAAGUGUUUUGUCUUUAAUGCGUGAAGUUCAACGGUUGAUGUGGUUCUUUUCUCAGCUUUUUUAAACAUAUUUAUUAUUUGUGCUCGUUGACGAAACAAGCUCUUGCAACUGAUGUUAAUCACGUUCGAGUCCCCUUCCUGAUACAAACUAGUACUGAUGUCAAAUGAAGAAACAUCGUCGUGACCCGAUUAUGGUUCGAUCCCAUGAUCCCUGGGUUGAGAGGCAGACACCUUAACCACUAGGUCUACGCUCCCCUUUUUUCAUUGAUAUAUGGCCACACGUUAAGGAGAAGAAUUCUAUAAGACCUAGUCUUUCGUUCUAAUCCUCUUCAUUGAAUAUUGUUAAAUUUUGUAUGUGUAUAUAAUUCAAAUGUUAUUAUGUACAUAUUCUGAGAAUAAAUAUGUUUAAACUAAA